Molecule: messenger RNA, 1331 nt
Organism: Camelina sativa (false flax)
Lineage: Eukaryota; Viridiplantae; Streptophyta; Magnoliopsida; Brassicales; Brassicaceae
Product: E3 ubiquitin-protein ligase RZFP34
Biological process (GO): ubiquitin-dependent protein catabolic process; protein ubiquitination
Cellular component (GO): nucleus
Molecular function (GO): zinc ion binding; ubiquitin protein ligase activity
Source: RefSeq, a predicted model, not a curated record
AGAGAGUCAUAAUUUCAUAAUCUAUGGAUUAGGCAAAGUUAAAAAAUCUGGCGUGUUGCCGAGUCAUCUCACUCAUCUUCAUAUAUAAACAAAUCUCUACCUGAUUGCUUUUUUCCGUCUCUGCAACUCUCUCAACUUGAUUCUCUCUGAUUUAUUUAACAAACAUAUACAUAUCUAUUUACAUUUGGUUCUUCAAAACUACGUUUCUUUAUCAAUCUUUCGUUAGUCUCCACAAGUCUCUUUUCAAAUCUCGAAUUGGGUUUGAUUUGAAAGUAGGAAAGAUUAAAACUUUGAAGUAAAAAACAUGGAGAUGGGUUUCCAGGAAAAUGAACAAAAUCAAGAAUUUGGUUCUCAGGUUGCGAAUCUUAUGGAGAUUGGAUCUGGGCAUUACGGGUGCUCACAUUAUAGAAGACGAUGUAAGAUUAGAGCACCAUGUUGUGAUGAGGUUUUUGAUUGUAGACAUUGUCACAACGAAGCUAAGGAUUCUCUUCACAUUGAACAGAUGCAUAGACAUGAACUUCCACGACAUGAAGUUUCAAAGGUGGUAUGCUCACUCUGUGAGACAGAACAAGAAGUUCAGCAAAAUUGCUCCAAUUGUGGUGUAUGUAUGGGGAAGUACUUCUGCUCAAAAUGCAAAUUCUUUGACGAUGAUCUUUCCAAGAAGCAAUAUCAUUGCGAUGAGUGUGGGAUUUGCCGGACUGGAGGAGAAGAAAACUUCUUCCAUUGCAAAAGAUGUCGAUGUUGCUACUCCAAGGUUAUGGAGGACAAGCACCGAUGUGUCGAAGGCGCAAUGCAUCACAAUUGCCCUGUUUGUUUCGAGUAUCUGUUUGACUCCACAAGAGAUAUCACUGUCCUGCAAUGUGGUCAUACUAUGCAUUUAGAAUGCACGAAAGAUAUGGGGCUGCAUAACCGAUACACAUGCCCUGUAUGCUCCAAAUCCAUAUGUGACAUGUCCAAUUUGUGGAAGAAACUUGAUGAAGAGGUUGCCGCAUACCCAAUGCCAAAACUGUAUGAGAAUAAGAUGGUAUGGAUUCUUUGCAAUGACUGCAGCGCAAACACUAACGUUCGGUUUCAUUUUAUCGCGCAUAAAUGCAGUAGCUGCGGUUCCUACAACACGAAACAGACGCAGAGAGGCUCUGAUAGUCACUCUUGCUCUUCUGGAGUGUCUCAGGUUGUUGGUUCGACCGGUUAAUUCUUUAACCAGUGCUAGUCUUGGUAUCUAAAUUUCUCAAGAGAGAGAUUAUUUGUAUUUUCGUAACUAUAUAGUAUCAGUCAAUCAAUGCAUCUGGUUGUUUAUAUCAGCACAAAAUUCAAAAGCUGCUUUGAGCCUA